UCAAAGUCCCCCAAAUCGAAUUAUACGAUGGAACGUCGGAUCCUGACUCUCACAUCGGUCAUUACACAUCAUGGAUGGAUCUCCAUGGGGCCUCGGACGCACUUCGGUGUCGCAUGUUUUUCCUCACCCUGGGGGUACCACUCUUUACCUCCUCAUUCAAUUUGGAAAUGGCAACAGUUGAGGUCGGCAUUCCGAUCUCACUUCAUAGGGGCUCAAGUCUAUUUGGUUCCAAAGGAGUCUCUUGCUAAUGUAACUAAAAAAGAUGACGAAAGUGUCAAGGAUUAUAUUUCUCGAUUUAAUGACCGAGUUCAAAACAUGGAGCCAUGUCAUCCAGAAACUCUGCUUGUCAUGGCGAUCGCAGGGUUGAAACUGAAUUCCAUUUUUCGUUGGACAUUGUGCCAAAAUAAGCCGAAUACCUUUCAAGAAUUCCUUGUUCGAGCUCAGCAGCAUAUUAUUGCCGAAGAAGCAAUGUCGGUCCCAUACUUUAAUUUCAAUUCGAAGUCAUCUAAGUCGGGAACCGAUGACAGGAAGAAAAAGUCCUACGGAAAACCGAACAAAUCACAAUUCCGAGGUUAUUCCCGGGGAGAUGCUAAUGAUCCCGAAGUCCGAGCUGCCCGGAAGCAAUAUGCUAGUGACGUGAAAUCUGGUUAUCAGACU
This is a messenger RNA of Striga hermonthica, 657 nucleotides long. Lineage: Eukaryota; Viridiplantae; Streptophyta; Magnoliopsida; Lamiales; Orobanchaceae. The record is from the annotation of a GenBank genome assembly.